AUGGAUGCCGUGACCGGGGGAGCUCCCCACACACAGCUUGCCCGCAGUCAAGCUUGGAAGUUUAAUGCGAGCUUUGCCCCUCGGCGGCCGGUUGUGAUUCAAGAUGCCGCGGAAUCUUUUCCAUACAAUAUUACGGCUUCGUUGCGUAGACGGGUGUAUUUGGCCACUGACUUGGCAAUGUCCCGAAGGCGUAAUUCACAUCCAUCUUUUCCUCUCCUUUCCUCUUCAUCUGCUAUUCACGUCCACGAAUUCUUUACGGAAUACUUGACAUGGCCAUUCAUUGAGGUGUAG
Messenger RNA from Pochonia chlamydosporia 170, 291 nucleotides. RefSeq lists its product as hypothetical. The coding region runs from base 1 to 291 and encodes 96 amino acids. The record is from RefSeq and is a predicted model, not a curated record. NCBI's taxonomy places the organism in Eukaryota, Fungi, Ascomycota, Sordariomycetes, Hypocreales, Clavicipitaceae. The transcript has a single exon.